AUGACUUAUCUACCAUUCCAGCUUUCUGGUUACCUAAGUAUAGAGUCAAAGACUCCAUUUACCUCUCGUGAUAGACACCAUCCAUCUCUAAGCCAGCCAAAACCUCAAUACCUCAAAAUGAUCCUCAAAAACUUCCUCCUCCUCACCUCCCUAGCCUACCUAGGCCACUCCACCCCUCUAUCCAACGCCAGCCCAGAACCUAAUGAAGAAGCGUCAUCAUCCCUCGAAGCCCGCUCAAGCGGCGUCUGGCUCGACAUCUUCCACUCCGGCUCCUGCGACGGCGGCGCUGAAUCCCAACCAACAUCCGGCUGGGUCUGGGCCGGCCAAUGCAAAAAUAUCGAACCAAACUCUUACGGCGCAAAACUGGGGUAUAACGUAAAUGAAUGGCCGUACUGGUGUAUAUUGAAGUUUUGGGAAGGGGAGAAUUGUCAUGGGCAUGCGACAACGACAAAGAUUGGGGAUACGGAGAAAAAAGAGCAUGUUACGAAGGAUUUUGAGGGGAAUUAUAAUUGUAUUGCGACUGCGAAUAAGGGUGGGCAGUUUUAUUUGGGCGGGGGUGCUUCGAGUGUUAUGUUGAUUUGUUGA
This is a messenger RNA of Talaromyces stipitatus ATCC 10500, 585 nucleotides long. RefSeq lists its product as uncharacterized. Lineage: Eukaryota; Fungi; Ascomycota; Eurotiomycetes; Eurotiales; Trichocomaceae. Bases 1 to 585 code for a protein of 194 amino acids. The transcript has 2 exons. The record is from RefSeq and is a predicted model, not a curated record.